Molecule: messenger RNA, 1893 nt
Organism: Entamoeba nuttalli P19
Lineage: Eukaryota; Evosea; Mastigamoebida; Endamoebidae
Product: ATP-binding cassette protein, putative
Exons: 1
Coding region: 1-1893 (630 amino acids)
Molecular function (GO): ATP hydrolysis activity; ATP binding
Source: RefSeq, a predicted model, not a curated record
AUGCCUAAAGCUAAAAAAGUAACUAAAGAAAAAGUUAAACGAGUUAAAGGAGAAAAAAAUACAAAAAAGUCUAAAACUCUUCAAAAAGAAGGAAAUGAUAUUACACCACUUGUUAAUGAAGAAGGAGAAGUUAAAUAUAAUACAAGAUCAAAAGAUAGUGCUAUUGUUUCAGUUGGAAAACAAGGAACAGAAAGUAAAGCAUGGCCAGAUUAUGUAUUUUUAAAAGGAACAUCAUUUUCAAGUAGUAAUAAAGAUAAAGCAAAGGAUAUUAAAAUAGAAAAUUUUACAUUACAAGUACCAGGAAAAGUUCUUCUUAAUAAUUCAUCAUUAACAAUGGGAUUUGGAUCAAAAUAUGGAUUAGUUGGAAAAAAUGGAAUUGGUAAAUCAGUAUUAAUGUGUGCAAUUUCAGGAAGAGAAAGUGGUACUCCAUUUGCUAAUAUUCCAGCAAAUAUUAGAAUUUUACAUGUUCAACAAGAAGUUCCAGGAAAUGAAUUAACACCAUUAGAAACAGUAUUACAAGCAGAUAUUGAAAGAUUAUGGUUAAUUAAUGAAGAAAAAAGAUUAUUAGCAGAAAAAGAUAAAAAACCAGAAAAUGAAGAACAUGAAGAAAGUAUAGAAGAAGAAGAUAUAGAACCACCAUAUGAUUUAAAUGAUAUUUAUGAAAGAAUGAAAGAAAUUGAAGCAAGUAAAGCAGAACCAAGAGCAUUAAAAAUAUUAAAAGGACUUGGAUUUGCAGAAGAUGAAAUGAAAACUAAAACAACUAAAGAAUAUUCAGGAGGAUGGAGAAUGAGAAUUUCAUUAGCUACGGCAUUAUUUUUACAACCAGAUUUAUUAAUUUUAGAUGAACCAACAAAUCAUCUUGAUUUAAAUGCAGUUAUUUGGUUAGAACAUUAUUUAAUGAAUUGGAAAAAAUCAUUAUUACUUGUUUCACAUGAUACAUCAUUUUUAAAUAAUGUAUGUGAUCAUAUUGUUCAUUUUACUAAUCAAACAUUAACAACAUAUAGAGGUGAUUAUGGUAGUUUCUUAAAAGCAUUAGAAAUGAAAAAAAAUUCAGAUGAAAAGAAAAAAAGAAUCGAAAAGGCAGAACAACAAAAAGCAAAGAAAAAAGGAGAAGAAAAGAAAAAAGUAAAAGUUCAAUUAACAAAACAAGAAAAAGCAAGUAAAGAAUUAGAAGGAAAAGCACCUGUAUUUGAAUUUCCUGAUCCAGGAGAUUUUGAUACUUGUGCUGUUCAAUUUGAUGAAGUUUCAUUUAAAUAUGAAGGAGCAAAACAACCAAUUUUUAGAGAUUUACAAUUUGGAAUUUAUCUUAAAAGUAGAAUUGGAUUAGUUGGACCAAAUGGAACAGGUAAAUCUACAUUAAUGAAAUUAAUUGAUGGAGAAUUAAAAGAAACAACAGGAUUUAUUACUCGUGAUAGACAAUUAAGAAUUGGUAGAUUCCAUCAACAUCAUGUUGACCAAUUACCUAUGGAUAUUUCUUCUAUAGAAUAUAUGCAAAAAACAUUCCCAUCAGCUCAAAUUCAAGAAAUUAGACAAUUCCUUGGAAGAUUUGGAUUAAAAGGAGAUACUCCAAAACAACAAAUACAAACAUUAUCAGGUGGUCAAAAAAGUAGAUUAGUUUUUGCUGAAAUUUGUUGGAAAAAACCACAUUUAUUACUUCUUGAUGAACCUACAAAUCAUCUUGAUGCAGACUCAAUUGAAUCAUUAAUUGAAGGAUUAUCCACUUUUGGAGGUGGAUUAGUAUUAAUUUCACAUCAUCAACAUAUGAUUGAAUCUGCAUGUGAAGAAAUUUGGGUUGUUAAAGGAAAUGGUACUGUAGAACGAUUUGAUGGAGACUUUAAUGAUUAUAAGAAUAUGUUAUUGAAAGAUAUGGAUCUUGAUGAUGAAGAUAAUUAA